This is a messenger RNA of Botrytis fragariae, 1572 nucleotides long. RefSeq lists its product as uncharacterized. The transcript is spliced from 4 exons. Lineage: Eukaryota; Fungi; Ascomycota; Leotiomycetes; Helotiales; Sclerotiniaceae. Bases 1 to 1572 code for a protein of 523 amino acids. The record is from RefSeq and is a predicted model, not a curated record.
AUGAAAGAUAUAUUGGUAUCGUCCAACAUGUCCCUGCAAGAGCCAGCGUCCGAAGAGGAACCCAUGACUAUACAAUUCGUCUCUGGUCGGGCAAAGGAUCGUACAACCCAAAGCUUGAUACGAUCGCAUGCGAUGUAUGCGUUUCGAAGUAAGCAGCGACAGCAGAAUGCCAAACGAAAAAUUGCCGCACGGAAACUUAUGCCAGUUGAACGCGUCUGCGACUUUUCGAUGUCUGAUCCUAGUCAAUCAAGCUCAUCGCACGUAAAAUCAUCCGCUUAUAACACACUUGACCCAAUUCCUGAAACUGGUAUCAAGAAUCACCAAUACGGAUACAGCCAUGAUACUUCACUUGAAGUCACACAAGUGGGGAUGCCAUUAUUAUUCGCUUUUGCGCCCGUUCAACUCGACCCUUUAAACUCCGCACCCCAUCCGCCACCCGAUAUAAUUUUCAAGUACUCCCGAGAGGUGAGUACAAUUAAACAAAUUGCUUUAAUAUUUUGUUCGCCAGGGCCCGAGAAAUUACUUGAUUUCCCAAAGGCUGCUGGACAAGCCUUAUCGACAAGCAUCAUUUAUAUGAUAUAUGCCUAUUCAUGCUCGGUCCGAGGGACGAUAAACAAUGAACUGGCUAUGGGAUUGAGAGAUUCAGCCAUUGCACAAAUUGGUCAGAAACUAGCUCAAGAAGGAACAUUAUGGUCCAAUGCUACAAUAGCGUCAAUAGCCUAUUUCUCAACAGGUAUUUGGGCAAUCAAACGCGAUGCAGAGGAAGUCGAGGCACAUAUGACCGGCAUAGAAUUGUUGGUCAAGAGACGAGGAUUGGAUAGCUUUGGAGUUUAUCCUUUUGGACAAACAAUACGAAAGUAUCUAGUGAUGCGUCACAUAAUUGCGAAGGCUAUCAGAGCCGAAGAACUUCCUCUGAGCUUCGGCAAUUCUUUGGUUCGAUUGAAAGAGCAUGAACCUCAUUGUUGGCGAUUUAUAUCCCCGUUAUACUGUCCAUCUGGCUCAUUCGAGUUUAUCAGGCAGUUGAAAGGGUUCGACGACUCCCUGGUCCAGGUUUUAUACAUUGCCAAGGAUUUGAUUGACCUUAUUAUAGGGGGAUACGAGCAAACGGUCGAUAAUGCCAAUUACCAAAGCCGCUUAUCUGCAGCUUUGUACUUUCUACAGCCGGGUACUGUCAAAAUGGGUCCUUCAAAUCUGACAUCCCAGUACUGGAUUUUCGAAUGCUGUAGACUUGCUACCCUCAUAAUAUUUCAAGCCAUGGAAACUUGCACCCCUCUUCCUUCAAGCGACGAGUACCUCACAUCGGCAAUGAUUUGCGCCAUAGAAAGAACGGAUGUUGACGAAACUUGGGGGGACGUGUUAGGCAUAUUGUAUUGGGUAUCUAUCAUUGCUUGUGCGUCAAGUCAAGCUCGAUCAGACCCUGGAAUUCUGGAUUCGAGAUUAAGCAGGACGAUAUUCAAGAUAGCUUCUUCCGUACAAAAUUUCGAGUACGCGACAGGGCCUGCCCAGAAAUUUGCGCAAAUGCAAAUGGUGUUGGCAAGGAGAUAUGAAUUGGCUGCCGCUGGAAAGAUUUAA